AUGGGGGAAGGCGGCGGCCGGCGGCCGGCAGAGCCGGAGUGCUUGGCGCUGGAGCUGGGGCGGGAGAGGCGGAAGCAGCAGAUGCUUGAAAGCUCAAUAUUUGAACUGAGAAACACUGUAACAGAACUGGAAAAAAGUCUUAACAGUACUGAAAAUGAAGAUAAUGAAUGGAAAACCAGAUAUGAGACACAAGUAGAAUGGAACAAGCAGCUGGAAAGGCAAAUUAAUAUUCUUCGAGAUAUGGAGCUUAUUCGUGGAAAUCCAGCAGAUAAACUGUCCCUUGUUCGCACUUUUGAUAAAAUGCCUGUGGGUUCCUUAAAGGAGGUUCUUAAACAGCUAGAAGAAGAAAAGAAAAUUCUCCAGAACCAGCUAAAGGACUAUGAACUUAGACUGGAGCAAGAAGCAAAGGCUUACCACAAAGUUAAUGAUGAGCGGCGCUUUUACCUCUCAGAGAUCUUACAGACCUCAGCUAAACCUAAAAUUUUUGAAAGGAAAAAACCCGAUGCUCUGACUGGCAAGGGAGAAAAACAGAUACUGAGAGGAAGACGCAGUGUUCCAGGAAACCCGAAGAUGGUUAAUCCUCAAAACUAUCAAUUAAAAAGACUGUAGGAGUGAACCACCUUCCACAGCUAAAGCACUGGUUUAAUAUUAAUGCCAAAAACUUCCAGUCACUUUUUAAAAAAUUUAAUUUGACUGAAAUUUUCUAAAUUGAAAAUAAUGGUAUUUGUGUCUUAUUGCAAUGCCAGACCCCAGUGUCUUCUUGGCUGCCUUAGUGUAUGUGUUCCUCUGCCUAAUGGAAUUGAUCUUCUAGUUGCCAUCUUUGUACUGGUGACCUCUGACCAUUUCCAUUCUGUUUCACAUCAGUGAUUCUGAGGGUGUUGGAAAACUUGGAGGAUAUUUAAUGUCUUAUACACCAUGUAGAUCCUUGAACUAUGCAGUCAUGGAAAACAAACAAGCCUCUAGUAUUUUUGACCUCAAUCCAAGAAGAAGAAGGCAGACUGAUGUAACUUGAAGUAUUGUCUAAAUAUAACUUUUUUUAAAAGCUGGCUUGCCACAGAUCCCAUGUUGACUACCACUUUCUGUCUACACGGUUUAGAAGCACAGCACCAUUUCUAGCUGCUUCAGCCACUAGUAAUGGAUAGAAAUGACAGAAAAAUUGGUCACUUUUUAUUAAGGAAUCUUCAGAGCCUAUCUUGAGGAAUGUUGUUUCUUUUAAACACUGUAUAUGUUCUAUACAGGAACACAUAUCCUGAUACUGGUAUGUUGCUCUUUGAAAUUUGAAUUCUCAGAUGAACCCUUGUAUCCACAGUCUUGGGGUCAUAAAAAUCUCUGUCUUCUUCAGUGACAUUGAUCCUUGUGCUUUUAGGAUCCAAAAUAGUGCCAGUCCUAAAAGUCAUCUCUUCAGUGAAAGUAGAACUAUUUUGUCUCUUCAUUCUUAAGCAUGCAAUUAUUGUUGCAGUUUUAUUACCCACAUUUUAGUCAUUAAAUUUGGCAAAAUUUUUUCAAGUGGCAAUGGGAAAAAUGUUUUGGUAAUGAAGCUUCAGUCCUCUGGGUUACAUCUUAAAAGCUCUUGGCAGAGCAAAAGUGAUUGCUUGACUGCCCUUUAUUAUUUUAAGAGCAUUCCUAACUCUUUGCAAUAAAGUUUUUUUCCCUCUUUAAGAGCAGUACUAAUAGUUCCUUAUUCCUGGCAGCAUUAAAGUGACACUGUAAUUAACUCAUAGUAAAAGACAAACCAAUGGUGUCAUUCUGAAAUGCAGAGAGCAAAGACAUGCAGCAUAUUCAGUAUGGAAAUCCCUGUUUUUUUUCUCUUACAUAGUAUGAAAUUCAUUACAGGUAUUUGUCAGGUUACCAUGGUGCACAUGGUAUCAUUCUUUCAUAAGCAGGUUGGUCUGCCUGGCUGGUUUUUUCCUCACAACAUAGCACAGCUGGUUAGGUUAGCACUCUUCUGUUUAUGUUUUUCACAUUAAAAAUUUCCAAAUGUU
Messenger RNA from Melospiza melodia melodia, 1982 nucleotides. It is a transcript of the gene CCDC169, whose product is annotated as coiled-coil domain containing 169. The record is from RefSeq and is a predicted model, not a curated record. NCBI's taxonomy places the organism in Eukaryota, Metazoa, Chordata, Aves, Passeriformes, Passerellidae.